This is a messenger RNA of Cuculus canorus (common cuckoo), 7091 nucleotides long. RefSeq names its product LIM domain kinase 1 (gene LIMK1). Gene Ontology annotation, cellular component: neuron projection; cytoplasm; nucleus. The coding region runs from base 102 to 2024 and encodes 640 amino acids. Gene Ontology annotation, biological process: positive regulation of stress fiber assembly; actin cytoskeleton organization; protein phosphorylation. Gene Ontology annotation, molecular function: ATP binding; protein serine/threonine kinase activity; protein binding. The transcript has 16 exons. Lineage: Eukaryota; Metazoa; Chordata; Aves; Cuculiformes; Cuculidae. The record is from RefSeq and is a predicted model, not a curated record.
AAGCUCCGCCCCCUCCGCCGCCCGCGGAGCCGCAGCGCGGGGCCGGGCCGGGGUUGCUGCGGCGGGGCCGGGCCUGGCGCGGCGCCGGGCAGCGCGGCCGCAUGAGGUUGAUGCUGCUGUGCUGCACCUGGAGGGACGAACCUAUGGGAGAGGACGAAGGGAGCGACCUGCCAGUGUGUGCGAGCUGCGGGCAGGGAAUCUACGACGGGCGAUACCUGCAGGCACUGAACACCGACUGGCACACUGACUGCUUCAGGUGCUGCGAGUGCGGGGCAUCCCUGUCGCACCAGUACUAUGAGCGGGAUGGGCGCCUGUUCUGCCGGCACGAUUACUGGGCGCGCUUUGGCGAGCUCUGCCACGGCUGCGCUGAGCACAUCACCACAGGGCUCAUCAUGGUGGCAGGGGAGCACAAGUACCACCCUGAGUGCUUCAGCUGCCUCAACUGCCAUGCGUUCAUCGGGGAUGGGGACACCUACGCGCUGGUGGAGCGCUCCAAGCUCUACUGCGGGCACUGUUAUUACCAGAUGGUGGUGACCCCAGUCAUCGAGCAGAUCCUCCCAGAGUCGCCGGCUCCCCGCAUCCCGCACACCGUCACCCUCGUCUCCAUCCCUGCCUGCUCUGAUGGCAAACGUGGCUUCUCCGUCUCCGUUGACCAGGGCUGCGGCACUGAGCACUCCCGCACCGUUCGUGUCCGAGAGGUGGACCCAGACUGCAUCAGCCCUGACAUGAAGAACUCCAUCCACGUUGGUGACCGCAUCCUGGAGAUCAACGGGACACCCAUCAGUCAUGUCCCACUGGAUGAGAUUGACCUGCUGAUCCAGGAGACCAGCCGCCUGCUCCAGCUGACCAUCGAGCACGACCCCCAUGAGCCCCUCACCGUGGAGUCGGGCCCCGUCUGUAGCCCCCUGCCUGCCCUGUGCAGCCCAUUGCACUCCCCUGAGCCCAGUGCCAUGCGCCAGCGUGCCGUCACGAGGAGCUGCAGCACGGACAAGUCCCCAGGCUCAGGUUCCGUGGGCUCACCUGCAUCCCUGCGCAAGGACAUUGGGCGCUCCGAGUCGCUGCGCGUCGUCUCCCGUGCCCAUCGCAUCUUCCGCCCCUCUGACCUGAUCCACGGCGAGGUGCUGGGCAAGGGCUGCUUCGGCCAGGCCAUCAAGGUGACGCAUCGGGAGACAGGCGAGGUGAUGGUCAUGAAGGAGCUGAUCCGCUUUGAUGAGGAGACGCAGAGGACCUUCCUCAAAGAGGUGAAGGUGAUGCGCUGUCUGGAGCAUCCCAAUGUGCUCAAGUUUAUCGGAGUGCUUUAUAAGGAGAAGAGGCUCAACUUCAUCACGGAGUACAUCAAAGGGGGCACCUUGAGGGGCCUCAUCAAGAGCAUGGACAGCCACUACCCCUGGAGCCAGCGGGUCAGCUUUGCCAAGGACAUCGCCGCUGGCAUGGCCUACCUCCACUCUAUGAACAUCAUCCACCGAGACCUCAACUCUCACAACUGCCUGGUGCGGGAGAACAACAGCGUGGUGGUGGCUGAUUUUGGGCUGGCACGGCUGAUGGUGGAUGAGAAGAACCAGCCCGAACAUCUCAAGAACCUGAAGAAACCGGACCGCAAGAAGCGGUACACAGUGGUGGGGAACCCAUACUGGAUGGCCCCCGAGAUGAUCAAUGGGAGGAGCUAUGAUGAGAAGGUGGACAUCUUCUCUUUUGGCAUUGUCCUAUGCGAGAUCAUCGGCCGGGUCAGCGCUGACCCUGACUACCUGCCCCGCACCACUGACUUUGGCCUCAACGUCAGGGGCUUCCUGGAGCGCUACUGCCCUCCCUCCUGCCCCCCUAGUUUCUUCCCCAUUGCCGCCUGCUGCUGUGACCUGGACCCUGAGAAGCGGCCGUCCUUCAGCAAGCUGGAGCAGUGGCUGGAAACACUCCGCAUGCACCUGGAAAUCCACCUGCCGCUCAGCUCUCAGCUGGAGCAGCUGGACCGAGCCUUCAGGGAGAUGCACCGGUGGGGCGAGGGUGGGCUGCCUGCACCCCCCCGAUAGAGACCCCCACCCUGCACCCUCUCUGAAACUGUGGGAGAAGGAGCUGCACCCGACGCCAACGUCUCCUCUGGCUGCCACCACCCCCAGGGCUGGAUCCUGGGGCUCCGCAGACGCACCCCACACUGUCUCCACCCCGUCCCGGAGAGCCGGCUCUCCCCCGGGGCUGCGCCCUCCCCAUGCAGUAGCUGUCGCCCACUGGACACACCUGGCUGGCUGCCCCACGGGGACUGUACCCGUGUUGAUCCCUCGCCACCACAAUCCACUCUGGCUUGCUUUGCCUUUGCACGCCCAGGGGCUGCCUGGCUCCCGCACCAGCCCUGUGGGCUUCCCUGUCCAGAGCCGCAGCCUCGCGGCGGUGCCUUGGCUUUCCAUGAACUUGCACUGCGCCACAGCGAGGGCACUUGGGAUUUCGGAGACCCCCAGCCCCACCAGGGGAGAGCAAGUCCUGGAGCAGCCUUGUAGCAAUGGCCUCAGCUGGCCCCUCUCACGCUGCCCCUGCUGCGCCCGACACUUGGGGGGCUGCCGGAACCCCCAGCCAAGUGUGGGAUCCAUGGGGGUCACCUCCGGGGCGUGGGGAUGGGCACGUAGCAGUCCCUGCUGUCCCCACAUCCCUGCUGCCUGUGCUCAUCUGUGACCAUGCAUCCCUUGGGACAGCGCAUGGUCCCGAGGGAUGUGGGGCUGCAGCUGGUCCAGAGGGAUGCAGCUGAUGCAGAAGGAUGCAAUGAUCCGGCUGGUCCUGAGGGAUGCAGGGAUGCAGCUCUUCUCAGUCCCCUUGACCCGGGGUGGGUGCAGGGGGACUGCACUGCGCGGUGCUUUUCAUGCUCUUUAUUCAGGUUCAUUUUUCUGUAAGAUAUUUAAAGAGAAGAGUUUGUAUUAUUUUUCAUACGACGUAGCGUUUGCCAUUUGUCACUGCCUCGGUUCUGCUUUCCCAAAGGGAUGAAACUGUGAAGCCUCGCCGCGCACUUUUGCCCAGGAAGUCCAAGGCGACGUCCUCUCUGGAGGUGGGAAGGGAGCUCAAACUGUGAUGUACCCCAAGCCGUGAGUCAAUAAAUCCUUCCCCUCUCGCUGCCCGGCCUGCUUGGCAAUUGCUCGCCUCCUGCGGGGGGCUGGGAGCUCAUGGGGAAACUGAGGCACAAGGGGCUGGAUGCUCCACUCGGGGCAGCACGGUGGCACUGGAACCGGUGGCGUCCCCAGUGCCAUUUGGUGCUGUUCCCACCCCAUUGUGGGUCCCCCCUUAGCCCUGAGGCUGAUGCCACCCCUGCCAGCAUUACCCCAGGUCCUGUAUCUCCUGCUUGCCCGGCUGUGCCCGCUGUCACCUCGUGAGAUGGCAGAGCCCAUGGCGGUGACAAGCAGGGGCGGUGUGACUGUGGGUGCUGUGGAGCAGCUUUGCUGAGAAGGUAAAAUAAGCCCCAGGGGACAAAGAGGUGUCCUGCACCCCACAUGGUGGUGCCCGUGGCUGUCCCAUGCUGUCUCUCUCGCCUCAUUACCUUCCUAACCCAAAUUAAGGUCCCCAACUUGGGGCAUCUCUGUCCUCAGGGGCUGGAGAAAACCUGGGCCCCCGGGAGCUCAUGGAGGGGUGACAGGGAAGGUACAGGAUGUCCCUGAGGAUGUCAUCAGGGCUGCUGCAGCUGGGUGAGAACAGGGGAACAGCACGGCCUGGAGGGGUUUCAGGAUCCAGGCUGGACAUCCCUGUUGGAAAAAAUCUCAUGUUUUAUUGCUCAGCCCAGGAAGGACCGAGGGUUGGGGCGGUCAUGGUGGCUCUGUCCCCUCCUGGGGCGACUCUUUUAUCUGAAUGCCUGUCCCAUGUCACCCCAGUGGAGGGACAACCAUGGCACACCCUCUCCCAGCUGUCACAGUGCCCUUGGUGAUAUCACGGCUUUUUGUUCCAGGUGACACCCGUGCUCCCUGGAACAUGGGGGUGGCAAGGGACCUGCAGCAGCUGCCACCCUAGGGAAGUGCCAUGGCCUCCGCGCCCAAGUAGUGCUGGAGCUUGGGGGAACCCUGACCUGGCAGCGGGAGCCCCCCAGCCCCACGGGACCACUCACCCCCCUGGAUGGGGCUGCCGGUGCCACUGAGCUGCUGGGUGCAGGUUCCCCCCUGCAGGGGACCCUGGGUGCUGGGCAGGGGGAAUGCUGGUCAAGCACAGCCCAAGUGGUGGCUGCUCCAGCGCCCCUGUGACCAGCAAUUUGUCCCAGCCCCAGCCAUCAUCCAGGAGUCCCACGUCCCCAGGCAGGGAGGUGGCCCUGGCACAGCCCUGGUGGCCCCACGCUGUGACUGUCCUCCACUCAAGGCCCCCGUAUCCCCAAGGUGGGUGCUGCACCCUGUGCUAAAAUCUGGCUACCGGUGCAGGCGGCACCCCAACAGCCCCCCGGGCCCUGAGCCAGCAGGUGGCAUCCUGGCAGGGCUCCUUGUCCCCUGCAACCAGUCCCACCAUUGGCAUGAGGGACUCUGCACACCUGUGUCCAGCACCCAGCUGUCCCCAUGAGCUGUCACCUCCCAGGAGGGAGAAGAGCACCCUUACCAAGCUGCAGGCCACCGAGAGCUGCCCCUGCACCCCCCAGGGUCCCACACUGUCCCCACCCAUGGUGACCCCCAGGGACAUCCCUGGCAGGGCUCUGCCCAAGCUCUGCUCUGGCUCAGCACGGUGGCCGUUGUGCAGGCAGAGAACCAGGUGUCCCCAUGUGCCACAUCCCUGCUGAUGGACCAGCAGCCAAGUGCCACCAAGGUGGUGACCAAAGGCAGCAAUGGCUCUGUCAAGGCUCUGCUUGGUAGAACCUCCCUCACUGUCGUCCACGAGACCCAGACCAAGGGCUCCAGCAGCUAUGAUGAGGAUGAGCCAUCAGCUGACAGGUUUAUAACCUUCUUCAUGGGUGAGUUUGGUCAGCCAGGUGGAAUGGAUAGCAUUGCUUUCCCCAGCAUCUCAGCAGGGUGGACACCAGUGGUGGGGGUCCUUCCCAGGGGGACAGCAGCUGCCUGCGGGCAGGGGAGUGAGUGGGGUCCUCAUAAGGCUUGAGGAGAUGCACAGAGUGGAGAUGCUAGAGUCUGUCUGGGGCACCCAGCUCCAUAGGGAUGUCUGGAGGUGGAGAGAAGGGAUGCUGGGGUCCCGCGCAGAUGAUCAGCUCCACAGGGACAUGGGGACCUGUCAAAGGGUUGUUGUGGUCCAGGAGGGCAUUCAACUUCAUAGGGACAUGGGGAACUUGAGAAGGGUUGCUGAGGUCCCAUGAGGAUGACCAUCUCCAUAGGGAUGUGAGGAGCCUGAGAAGGGUUGCUGGAGUCCCUCCAGUGUACCCAGCUCCAUAGGGAUGUGGGGAGCUGGAGAAUGGUUACUGAGGUCUCACUAGCGUGCCCUGCUCCAUGGGGAUGUGGGGACCUGGAGAGGGGUCACUGGGGUCCAGCCAGGCCAUCCAGUUCCAUGAGGAGAGGUCCCCAUCCUUGGCUGUAGAAGGGUUUGCCCAUGCUUUUCUGGUGGUGAGUAGGAUGUGGCACCAGGGACCUCUAGAGCCCUUUGCACCGGUAUUUCUGUGGCUCUGUCCGUCCCUGCUUUGAGCUGGAGGCUGGACUAGAGAUGCCCCAGGAUCUCUCCUGUCCUAUACCUCUCUGAUCCACCAUCUCACACCUGGUGCCUCCCUCUGUGAGGACUCUCUCCACAGAUGGCACCAUCCCCAGAGUCCCCUGGGCACAGUGUCCACACUUCCAGCUCAGGCCUGGGCACUUUGCGUGGUCAAUGAGCACCUUGAGCCCUCCCUCCAUGAUUUGGGCAGAGAAGUGUCACUGUCACAGCCCCAUGUCCCGCAGCAACCUGGGCUGGGACAGGAGCCACCUCCUUGGGUCAUGCAUGUCACUGGGCCACGAGAAUGUGGUGGCUCUAUGGGGUGGAUCCAGACCCCAGCAAGCCUCGCAGGGUGCUGAGACCAACACUGGUGGGUUGGCAUCCGCCUGCCUCAGUUUCCCCUCUUGCUGGGCUGUGGGACAGGGGUACUGGGUGUGAGGAUGGGAAGAAGGAGCCAUUGCUCCAGCUCCCUGUCCCCAGUAGCCGGGGCCGUCGAGAGAUACAAUGAUAUCCUCUGGUCCUCAAAAGAUGAGGCUCACCCUGCAAAGCUGGGCAGGGACAUCCCGUAGGCCACUGCCUGGUCUGCCAGCGACUGCAUAAACACAGCUCUGGGGAUGUGGCUCCUCGGCUUCCCCACAGCAUCCUUGCCUUCCCUCCUCACCCCCAUCCCUUUGCUCCUGCCAGCCAGGACGUGGAGGUCCAUCCCUGACCCAGCUGGUGGCCAUAGGGAGGGGGGGACACAGGGACCUGGGGAGGGACAGCCAGGGCUUGAGGGGACCUGGAGAACCUUGGCCACUUCUGAUGGGAAAACUUGUUUCUCCUCAGUCCCACUGCCACCCUUCCCCGGCUCCAGCGCAAGCCCCUUCCUGGCCACUGCUCUGGAGAAGGAGGUUAGCGAUGGGUGGGAGCUGGGGGUGACACCAGUGCCACCAGAGAUGGGCAGCACUGGCCAGGGGAACCUUUGUGAAGAUUUUACUGGAGGGACAAGGGGGGAGUUGGGGUGGUAGUGUCAGGCCAGGGCUUAGGAUGGGAUCAACUGGGCUUGCAGGUUUGGGUGGCUGAGCCUCUCCAUCCCUGCUGCACUGCCACCACCCCACAGUGCUCUCCCCACACCAGAGCCCCCCCCCCAAGGGCUGGCAGCAGCCGGCUAUGGAGAUAGAGAGGCCCCUGACAGCCCCCAAAUCCCCUCAACCCUCACAGAGGAUUGGAUCCACCUGCAGAGACAACGCAAGUAGGGGGAAAUCCUGGCACGUGGGGAUGGAACCCACUGGUGUGGGGGCUCGAGGGACCCUGGUGCAGGGGUUUAGGGCUUGGGAGAGCCCAGGGCAUGGGUCUGGUGGGCUGGGAGCCCCUGGUGUGGGGGGUCAGGAUAUGGGGCUCCAGCCCAUGAGUUUGGGUCUGUUUGCUGCCCUGCAGCACGCAGAUUGACCCAGGCUCAGGCACCUUUUCCAGGCUCAGGUCCAGGAAAGAAGGCAAAAGACAGGGGGCAAUCCCUCCUUUUGGGGUACCACCCUGAG